Mycena citricolor is the source of this 1947-nucleotide messenger RNA. The record is from the annotation of a GenBank genome assembly. NCBI's taxonomy places the organism in Eukaryota, Fungi, Basidiomycota, Agaricomycetes, Agaricales, Mycenaceae.
GGUUUCAGACUACGACGUGCGACUAGGCUCUUCCCACAUCCCUCCCCCCUGGUAUGGAGCAGAACGCUGGCUAGUCGUUUCAAGGGAUCCAGCCUCAGAAGCUUAGCGCUAUGCUCCUAGCGCGGAUGGAACCUCCCAUACUAAAUGAGCCCGGCUCUGGAAACGGGGUCACAAAACAAGUACUUUGCAGUGCAACAAGGCUACAACCGUCAUUCCGCGCCCUCGGAUCUUUUCCUUUCCGGAUUUCUUCCUGCCCAGACAAGAUCUGUCGUGUUUCAACCAUCGCUGAGUCCCCGCCAAUCACGACUGCAAAUCACAGUUCAUCAUGUCUUGAUGCGUAUGCGCGGUAUAAAACGUCGGGCCGCUUGACGACCAUUGCAUUCUUUCCUUGCUGCUUCCCUUUCUUCGCUGUUCUUUGGGGUUUCCUUCGUUCUCUUCUUUCUCUUCCCCCCCUUUUCCUCUCUUUAUUCCAUCGCGUUCUUGUCUUGACGACAGACGCCCGAUCUUCGCACAAUCCUAUUUCUUUUGUCGUGCAACUGCCUUUCAGGAUGAAAUCCGCUUUCCUGGCUGCACUCCUGGCGAUGGCCGCAGGAUCCGUGGUCGGUGCGCCCAUGGCGCGCGCGGGGAACGGGCGCCGGCUCGCGCCGACGACGCUCACGAGUCUGACGGCGAACGAUCUGCAGGCGCUCACGCCGUUCGUGCACUUCGCUGGGGCGACCUACUGUGGACCGGCGGACAAGCUGAUGAGCUGGACGUGCGGAGCUCCUUGCGCGGCGUUGCCGGGCUUCAAGCCGAGUCUCGCUGGUGGAAUGGGAAAUGCGGUCCAAUUCUACCCUCCCAACCCAGUCUUCGUCGGCUACUACCCGACUAGCAAGAGCAUCAUCGUCGCACACGAGGGCACGGACCCGCUCGCGCUCAAAUCCGAUCUGACGGACCUGAACGUGCUGAAGGGCUCCCUCAACGCGACGCUCUUCCCCGGCGCGCCUGCAGGGAUCGAGGUGCACAGCGGGUUCCGUGACGAACAUGCGAAGACGGCGGACGCGAUCCAGAGCGAGGUGAAGAAGCUCCUGGCUUCCACCGGGUCAACACAGGUUACGGUCGUGGGGCACAGCCUUGGUGGGGCGCUGAGUGUGUUGGAUUCGUUGUCCCUGCGGCUCAAUCUUCCGGACUCGGUGAACGUCAACUCGGUCACAUUUGGAACGCCUCGCGUGGGCGACGACGCGUUUGUUUCCUUCUUCGACUCCAAGGUCACAGACUUCAAACGGGUCAACAAUGAAAAUGACUUAGUCCCAAUCGUACCAGGGCGUUUCCUCGGUUUCUCGCACCCUAAAGGCGAAAUCCACAUUGUCGACGACUCGACUCAAAAGGUCGUCGCCUGCCCCGGCAACGACGACGCCACCGACGCAGAGUGCCAGAUCAAGUCCGUGCCCAAUAUCUUGUUCGGCAACAUCAUCGACCACCUGGGGCCGUACAACGGGAUAUUCCUCGGCACACCAUUUUGCUAAGGGUGUUGCUUGCCCACGAGGAGCGAAAGGAGACUGGAUCGAAUAGCCACCUAACACUUGAUGGCUGUGCUGUUCUUGGGAUAAUGCAUUCAACUUUUUUUUGGACAGCGGUCCGCUCUGGCCGCUUGAUAACAUUCUCACUCGGAAACCACACGAUUCAACCCUCCAGACGGAUUUCUCGUCGACCGUGUUUACCUGAGAAUAUGGAAAGAGCUCGUAAUAUGGUACUUUGCCCAUACCCACUAUAGUCCGGUCUCGUCCAUAUACAACACUCCUGCCACUUGACAUUCUCAUGUACCGCGGCUGCCAGUAUUCAUCGCGGAUUGACCAAGUGCAUUCAUGACAGAUCCCACUGCCUCAGUCAUAGCCGCUGUGCCCUUUGACCACGUCAAAUACAGGGCCGCCCUUUUUGUACAUCGCACGCAAAUCAUGGACAAGCGAA